This is a messenger RNA of Nezara viridula (southern green stink bug), 1077 nucleotides long. Lineage: Eukaryota; Metazoa; Arthropoda; Insecta; Hemiptera; Pentatomidae. The record is from the annotation of a GenBank genome assembly.
AUGGAUACUAUCAAUUUUGGAGCUGGGCCUGCUAAAUUACCUCGAGAGGUAAUGUGCAAGGUUCAAAGAGAUUUUCUGAACUAUGAAAACAGUGGUAUAAGUGUCGUUGAAAUGAGCCAUCGGUCAGCGGAAUAUGAAAAAAUAAAUAAUGAUGCGCAAAAAGAAUUACGAUCUUUACUAAAUGUUCCUGAGAAUUAUAAAAUUAUUUUUCUGCAAGGAGGUGGUACUGGUAUUUUUGCUGCUGUGGCUAUGAAUCUCAUGGGAAGAACAGGAUCAGCUGAUUAUUUUGUAACAGGAUCCUGGUCUUCUAAAGCUGCUAAGGAAGCUUCGAAGUAUGGAAAAGUAAACCUUGUAUUGCCCAAGACUGAUGUUUAUACCGAAGUGCCAGACAAAUCAACAUGGAAAUUAGACCCUCAAGCCUCUUAUGUUUAUUACUGUGCAAAUGAAACCAUCCAUGGAGUGGAAUUUCCAUUUAUACCAGAUGUUGAUGUACCCUUAGUUGCUGAUAUGUCCUCUAACUUUUUGUCCAGACCUGUUGAUGUGUCAAAGUUUGGAGUAAUUUAUGCUGCUGCACAAAAAAAUAUUGGACCAGCUGGAGUAACGUUAGUAAUAAUUCGUGAAGAUUUAUUAGGUAAUCCUUUACCAAUUUGUCCAUUAAUUCUGGAUUUCACAGUCAUGGCAAAGGACAACUCACUGCAUAAUACUCCACCAACAUUUGGAGUAUAUGUCAUGGGUCAGGUUUUCAAAUGGGUGACCGAACAAGGCGGUGUAGAAGAAAUGGAAAGAUUAGCCAAAUUAAAGAGCGAAUUAAUAUAUUCAACAAUUGAAAAUUCAGGAGGAUUUUAUUUCACCUCUGUGAAAGCUGGCUACCGAUCAAGAAUGAAUGUUCCAUUUAGAAUAAAAAAUAGUGAAUUAGAACCAGAAUUUCUAAAAGAAGCAAAAAAUCUGAAAAUGAUACAGUUAAAAGGACAUAGGCUUGUUGGGGGAAUCAGGGCAUCAUUAUACAACGCCAUAACAAUGGAAGAAACUCAAGCAUUCAAAAAGUUUAUGGAAGAUUUCAUGAAAGCCCAUAAGUGA